GACCUUUUUUUUUUUUUUUUGAGACAGAGUCUAUCUGCAUGGCCCUGGCUGUCUUAAGACUCUCUAUGUAGAUCAGACCAGCUUCAAACUCACAGAGAUCUGCCUGCCUCUACUUCCAGACUGCUGGGAUUAAAGUCAUAUACAUCACUAGAUCUGGGUGAGGCGCCACAUCUUAAAGGUUGUUCCCCCCAGUACUGGCAUUUUGGGGGUCAAGCCUUUAACACGGGGGCCUUUAUGGAUAAGCAGUCGGCAUCUAAGCUAUGGCAUGGAGUGCAGUGAGAACACACAGUGGAAGUGUGGAGACGGGUUUCGAUUCUCCCCAGUGUAUGUGUGUGAACAUGGGCUCGGCCUCCCAUCUCUGGAUCUCACUUUCCUGUUUUAAGAAAGAGAUGGCUGAUGGUGAGGGGUCACAGCUACUGUGAGUUCAGGCUUCUCCUCACUGCUUCACCACACCCAAAGGUGGGUUUUGUUGGGUCCUCCAAGAAGAGAAGAAAGGAGUUAAAUGACUUACCGACCCACCUAAAGGAGGAGAGAGAGAGAGAGAGAGAGAGAGAGAGAGAGAGAGAGAGAGAGAUAUGAGUGCUACCCAGUGAAACAGACUAUAAGCCAAAGCUUUAGAGAAAUACUCAGAAACGUCACAGAAUGUGCUCGAUAGACCUGUUUACACGAAAUGGAUAUUCUCAAAACCACAUUCAGGAGGUCACAUUACAGAGGGAUCAUUUCCCGUCUCAGGAUGAAAAGUCACAGGAAUUCAGGGGCGGGGGGAAUAUUUUAACAGUCAUUAUUACAAACUCAGAGUCAGAUACACUUAGCAUCACGUGGCAAGCCGUGUUAGUGAAAGUCUACAGGGCAUUGGGACUGACAGGGCCUCUUUCAAGUAGGUAGGACGGGUCCGGAGAGUUCAGUCAUGGGCUCGGGGCCUGGCACCAUGGAGAAGCUGUUUGUGUUGGUCCUUGUCCUCACUCUGCUGGUCUUCUCCUCAGAAGCCUCCCCAAUUCUGACAGAAAAGCAAGCCAAACAGCUCCUGAGGUCCCGGCGACAGGACAGACCCAGCAAACCUGGAUUCCCGGAUGAGCCCAUUCGGGAGUAUGUGCAUCACCUGCUGGCCCUGGAGCACCGUGCUGAGGAGCAGUUUCUGGAACACUGGCUGAAUCCCCACUGCAAGCCUCACUGCGACAGGAACCUGGUUCACCCCGUGUAAAGGGCUCUGGGCCGGCUUGGUUGACAGGCAGUGAUCCAGAGACUGCUGGGACAGAGAGAAGCUCAUCUUCUAUUUGCUCUGAAGCUGCAGAAAUGAGAUCUUCUGAUCUCAGGAACUUGCGGUCCCUUGUGGGCAGGCCAGAAGUUGCCUUCAAGGGAAAUGACAAAUAUAUAUUCUGCUCCGUUUUACUAACAUGCCCACAUCAUGAAAACUAACAGCUUGAGUCACAGGGCUCCUGAAGGCCUUCCUACCAGUUUGUGAGAAGAGGCAGAGCCCAAGUCCCCCCUUUGAGGGAUGGAGCUGGGGCCGCAGAACAGGCAUGGGGUGGAGUGUCUGCACUGGGGACCUUGGGGAUAUCUUGCUCAGAAGGGGGAAGUGCAUCACUUGGAGCUGCUGAGUUUUGAGUCAUCUGCUUUUUUAUUUCUCUGCUGCACUUAUAAAGGCUGACGUUUAAUCUU
Peromyscus californicus insignis is the source of this 1659-nucleotide messenger RNA. RefSeq names its product chromosome unknown C17orf67 homolog (gene CUNH17orf67). The transcript is spliced from 4 exons. The record is from RefSeq and is a predicted model, not a curated record. The coding region runs from base 908 to 1201 and encodes 97 amino acids. NCBI's taxonomy places the organism in Eukaryota, Metazoa, Chordata, Mammalia, Rodentia, Cricetidae.